This is a messenger RNA of Cariama cristata (Red-legged seriema), 249 nucleotides long. RefSeq names its product cellular retinoic acid binding protein 1 (gene CRABP1). Gene Ontology annotation, cellular component: nucleus; cytosol. The transcript has 3 exons. Gene Ontology annotation, molecular function: fatty acid binding. NCBI's taxonomy places the organism in Eukaryota, Metazoa, Chordata, Aves, Cariamiformes, Cariamidae. Gene Ontology annotation, biological process: fatty acid transport. The annotation marks the transcript as partial. The record is from RefSeq and is a predicted model, not a curated record.
UCCACCACUGUCCGCACCACUGAGAUCAACUUCAAAAUCGGGGAGAGCUUUGAGGAGGAAACGGUGGAUGGACGGAAGUGCAGGAGUUUGGCCACUUGGGAGAAUGAAAACAAGAUCUAUUGCAAACAAACUCUCAUUGAGGGAGAUGGCCCCAAAACAUACUGGACUCGAGAAUUGGCUAAUGAUGAGCUGAUUUUGACCUUUGGUGCUGAUGAUGUUGUGUGCACAAGAAUUUAUGUAAGAGAGUAA